AUGUCAGAUGUCAUACCUCUACCUCUUGAACUGUUGAUCGACGUCCUCACUAGACUGCCGAUCAAAACCCUCGUUUGCUGUGCUUGUGUCUGCAAAUCAUGGCACAAUUUGGUCACAAGCCCUCGUUUCAUCACCACUCACCUCAAUCGAUCAUCUCUUGCUAACAACAGCAACCUUCUACUAGUUCGAAGCUGCUCUAAUGAUGACAAGGAAGAGAAUUACUCACUACUAAGUUGCGAAAAUGAAAAGUUCUGUGAGUAUGCAGAGUUUGAGCUUCCAAUCGAGAGAUACGAGAACCCUUAUUUGAGGAUAAUCGGUACCUGCAAUGGGCUCGUUUGUCUUUCCGAUGAUUCUGUUUGUUACAUGUUCGAUAUUUAUCUAUGGAAUCCCUCGAUUCAGAAGAUGGUGGCCCUUCCGCCGGUACGUCUCACCUUUGAAUCAUACGGUGAUUUAGUGCAUAGCAUGGGAUUCGGCUUCGAUUCGCUGACCAAUGACUACAAGGUUAUCAGGAUUGUGUAUUUCGAAGGACCCUUUGGUUGUCAAUCUCCUCCGGAGGUUGACAUUUUCAGUCUGAGCACAGGCAUAUGGCGGAACAUCAGCCAUUUGGGUCUUCAAUAUACCAUCUACCCACGGGCUCCACAGGCUUUUCUGAAUGGGGCGGCGCAUUGGCCUGCAUAUGAUUGGAGAAGGAGGGGCAAUUUGAUCGUGUCAUUCCACAUGGGAGAUGAAGUAUUUGGCGAAAUGAUGGUGCCCGAUAGCUUGGUUCAUCACAACUGGCUGCAAGGUGUUCGUGUUGCUAAGUUUCAAGAAUGGCUUGCUCUGAUCCAUAUCAAGCGUACUGAUGACAAUAAUACUUGUUGCAUAUGGGUGAUGAAGGAGUAUGGCAUACCAGAGUCUUGGACUAAACUAUUUAGUAUUGAUAUGAGUGGGGGAUUAUUCACUAAUGUAGCCGGCUUUACUAGGAAAGGCGAAGUUCUAUUUGGGACAAAAGACGCGUAUCUGGUAGCUUAUGAUCCUGAAGUGGAACAAGUAAAACAUCUUCAUGUUCGGGGGUCUACAGAUUCAUGGUAUAGGGACUCAUUUUAUGCAGAUGCUUUUACUGAGAGCCUAGUUUUAAUUAGAGAAAAAGAGCCACCUGUUUUGCAUGGAUAA
Messenger RNA from Cornus florida, 1152 nucleotides. Its product is annotated as F-box protein CPR1-like. Gene Ontology annotation, molecular function: protein binding. The transcript has a single exon. Lineage: Eukaryota; Viridiplantae; Streptophyta; Magnoliopsida; Cornales; Cornaceae. The record is from RefSeq and is a predicted model, not a curated record. Bases 1 to 1152 code for a protein of 383 amino acids.